AUCGUGGUGUGUUUGCAAGAAGAAGCAUCAACACCACACGCGUUGCAGUAAAGUUCCAGUUUUCGAAGUUUUCCAACUUCACACCAAAAUGAGUAGUGAAGAAGAGCUGCAAAGAAAUGUUGAAGGACUCAUUAAGAGUAUAACUAUAACAAUGGAUCCGCAAGUUUCUCAUGAACAGCGCACAGAAGCAUACCAUAUGUACGAGGAAUUUAAAGAGAAAUCAGAAUUGUGUGUCCAGUGUGGUAUGGUGCUUGCCAAGACAACCUAUCCACCAAUCAUCAGACAUUUUGGCCUCCAACUUCUGGAGCAUUGUGUCAAGUUCCGUUGGCUAGCUAUGAAUCCCAACCAGAAGAUGAUUUUCAAAGAUGCCACUGUGUCUCUCAUUCGAACUGGUGUGCAGGAUAUUUUAGAAGAGGAGACGUUUAUUAAAGAUGGCCUUUCAAGGAUCAUGGUUGAAAUGAUAAAGAAAGAGUGGCCACAGCGCUGGGAGAGUAUGUUACAAGAGCUUGGUCCUCUCUCAAGGUGUGGAUCAACUCAGUGUGAAAUGGUGUUGCUGGUUUUGUUGCGUCUGGUAGAGGACGUUGUAUCGUUUCAAAACUUCGACCAAAAAAGGCGUAAAGACAUCAUGGCUGGGUUACAGCACAACAUGACGGACUUGCUUGAGUUUAUGUUUGGAAUGCUGCAGGACAACUGUAACAUGUACAAGCAAGCUAUGGAAACCAACGGUCGUAACAGCCAUGAGGUAAAAAUUGCAAGUAAGCUGACAAAUGCUGCUCUAGAAACAAUCGCAGGUUUUGUGGAAUGGAUCGCACUUCCGUUGGUGUUCCUGAACGAUUGUGCAUUGCCACAGACACUUUACCAGCUUCUGCAGGAACCGGAAUUGAGGAACAAUGCUGCUGAAAUUCUCAGUAUUAUUGUCAAUAGGAAGGAUCGAUUGAAAGACCGACAGCCUUUGAAUGUUAUGUUCAGCAAGAAUGCCAUGGUGGCUAUCUUAAGCUCAGCCGAGAUUGCAAGCCAAGAGGCAGUGAAUGAGCAGAACUACAUAUUUUUGAAGAAAAUUUGCCGCUGUGUGACUGGAAUGGGCUUUCAGAUGUGUGCACUAUGGGGCGCGAGUGACAGCGAUGGGAAGUCCAAGAAGCCUGAGAACUUCAAGGAAUAUCUGAGCGCUCUGAUGGCAUUCACUGGUCAUGCCAGUGUUCAUCUGAGCCAGAUGACCCUAGCCACCUGGUCUCUGUUCUUUCGCACUCCUAUCAUCGCGCAGGAUCCAUGCGUGCAUGAGGUCCUGCCCAGAUUCCUCAAGAUCGUGACUGUUCAGGCUCAGAAGGUCGCAGAACCGUCUAUGAUGCCAUCCCCCAAGGCCGAGUAUUUCCGUUUGGAUUUUGAUUCUGAAGAUGAGUUCAUGACGUUUUUUGCAACUUACCGUUCGUUGCUAUUGGAGGAGGUAAGGCACUGCAAUAACAUAUGCCCUCUAUUGACGUUUCAAGUAGCCGAGCAGUGGCUUAAGGAAACUCUGGUGGAACCUCUUAAAUACGAACCUGGCAAGACUGUGAUAACAAAUAGUAGUCCAUCUUUCUUGCAAUGGGAUGCGUUGACAUGCUUCAUGGAAAGCGCCAUGCCUCGUGUGUUGAAAGGUGUUGAUGCACCAGUCGCACAGGGUGAAGAGUUAUUGAAACAGGUCCUAGCCUAUCAGACAGCAGAUGCUCUGAUAUCAUCUUGUGUCUUGAGCUGUGUUUCAACCCUGUUUCCCCUCAUACGCCAUGUCCCACAAUACCUUUCCCCGAUUCUCGACAAGUUAUUUUCAGGAGUAACUUUUACAGUACCUGGACAGUCGAAGAAUACAAGAACUCGUUCAGUUCAGAAUGUGAGGAGACACGCUUGUUCCGCUUUGAUUAAAAUGUGCCGUGACAGUCCAGAGCUUGUCAUGCCUGAAUUUGAGAAGAUAUACGCUGCUAUGAAAGAGCUUAGCGCUGAUCCCCAUCAGCUCACCCAGCUAGAGAAAGUGGCUCUAUAUGAGGCUCUGAUACUUCUUAGCAACCAAUUCAAAGAUUACAACAGGCAGACAGAGUUCCUGGCAGGAAUCUUAAAGCCGAUUUGUGACGUAUGGCUGUCCGAUGAGCUCACAUUGGGAAUUUCAACUCCUGAAAACUUCAUAUCGUUUGUAGGCCUUGAGAAGUACGAUGAAGAAGAUCCAAACGGGAUCAACAGGGCACAUAUCAUUGGUUCUGUACAAACUAUAGUUGCAGUAACUAAGCGAUGUACUUGGCCUGAAAACUUUGAGGAAGCUAAAGCUGGUGGCUUUAUUCAGAGUAUGACUAACAAUGGAAUGCCCAUAUAUAGAAAUCCAUGUACGCCCUUGAUUGCCAAACUGCUGAACAAUGUUUUGAUAUUAACAAAGACACUUAAUGCACUGUGGUCACAAGAGAUACAGGACAAAGUAUACCCUGGGUUUAAACAGGCUUAUGAGAUGAUGGAGUGUGACAGACAGGCUCUACUUGGCUCCUUUUCCAUGGUAGGAUCUUGUGAUGCACCAAUAUUAAGAACUCUGCCAGAUAAGCUACAAAGCUUCCUGACUAUGCUUCAUGACCUCUGCUACCACACACUAGCUGGGGCUAGUCAUUGUCUGGGUUAUGAAUUCUAUGCGUCACCAGGCCUUGCUGAGCAACUCUUGUCAACAACCUUCACUAACCUCGACAUGUUGCCAGACCACAAACUCAGACCACUUAUUCGUGUCUUCAUGAAAGCAUUUGUUGCUAACUGUCCACCAGAGUUUUAUUCCACGGUGAUAGUGCCAGUUUUGACCGGCGUUGCUGCCUACAUGCUUAAGAGGCUUAGCCAAUGUUGGGAGCUGUUGCAUCAGAAAAACUCUGUCAAAUCUGAUGAUGAUGAACCAGAAAAGGAGGUUUUGGAAGAUCAGAUAGUCAAGCAUAUAACUAAAGAUUAUUUGGAGUUUUUGCGGGGUGUGUUUCGCCAGAAGAAAACUUCAAGUGAAGGAAACGAUGAUAUGGAAACAGAGACACAUCAUCAACCAUCAAACAAAGAUUCCGAGGCAGAGCACCUGAGUGACCUUGGAAAAGUCAUAUUUAAGACAGAGGGUUUAAUUCAAAACAUUACACUGUUAGUGUACUCAGCUUUAUCAUUUGAGGAUUCAAAUGUGUACUUCAAGGCAUCAGGUCUCACAAUGCUGCUUCUACAAGAGCUUCCUAAUUCUAACAUGUUGCCUGAAGCUGUGAACCACUUGUUUAUUGCCACGCUUCGUGCCUUGCAAGUACACGGUCAUCACGAGUCCUGCAUCUCGGCCAUCAUCAACAAUGCUAUCUACCAUUAUGAUCUCUUUAGGCCAAAAUAUCCCAAGAUGGUGGAAGUGCUUCUUCAAGUUCCAGGUGUCAACCGUCAGGCUGUCGAGGCCUAUGACAACAAGGUACUGACUAUCUGGGCCCUUGGGAAGAACCUACCUGAGAAGAAGAAAAAAGAUCACUUCAAAAAAAUUGUACAUGGUCUAAUUAAGGAAGUUGUUAGUGAAAAGUUCAAGAAAGAGGUCACGUUUGGUAAGCUGCCACCAAUCUACCGACCCCAGAAAGCAAAAGCUCCCAGGGUUGACGAAACUAGCGAGGAGUAUGGACUGAUCCAACUUUUCAAAGAUUGAGCAGUUACAUGUGAAUAGCUAACUUAAAUUAAGUAGCAUCCUGAUUAAUUAAUUCAAAUCGACAUCUGGAUGUGAUAGGCCAACGCUUAACUGACAUAUUGUGUAAUCAUUAUUUUUACUUUACCCCUUUGUUUUGUAUCCACAUUAGGAAGUUAGUUGACUGCAUUAAGAGGGGAUCAACAGCUGUCCUUUUUGUUUUUUUUUGGUUGCCUCGCAAUUAAAUAAUUCAUCCUCCUACAACUAGAAAUUACUUAUUAAAUUUAUUAUCCUUAUUGGUCGUACUGAAUGCACAGUACUAUUUUCGCAGAUGUAAACGAUUGUAAUAAUUUUAUGCGUUUUUAAAAAAUGCAUGGAUUUUUUAUCUUUUUGUUUGUUUUUAAGUGCACUGAAAUGGUUUAAAAACCAGAAAAUGUAAACAAGGUGUUGCUAAUUAUAUGGAAAUUAUAGUUUUUCAAUUAUACUAUUGUGGAAAAUAGCAUUGAAUUAUAGUGACCUUUUUUUUUUAUUCUUGCUUUGCUUUUUCAUUUGUUGCAAUUGUGUAAUGUUUAAUUAAAUUUAUUAUCCAAUGUGUUACUUCUAAAAAUGAUGUUAUUGUUUUUCGUACAUCGAAAAAUAAACCAGUUUGUUUUCAAAUAAUUAUUACAUAAAAUUAUUAUACUGUACAGUGUUUUAUCUUCGAUCAGUGAAAGUGAUUCACCAGUUGAAUACAAUGGGGUUUUUUUUAUACAUUGAGAAAAAACCAGUUUGUUUAAUACAGAUCGCCCUCCAAAUAAUGACCGUUUUUGGUACCUGGUGUUUCCAUGUAAAGCAAAAGUGGACAACAAGCAGAUAUCAGACAAUUUAAUAGAUUGCAUCAUUGAGAUAUGCUGUCUGAUUGCACAAACUAUGAAGAACCUGGAAGUUCCCAAAAAGUGACUUGUGCACAUCAGAGGUUCAGAGACUGACAAGUGAACUCAAGACUAUCUAUGAAAGUGUUUUCAAAUAAUUAUUGCGUAAAAUUAUUAUACAGUGGAAGUGAUUCACCCAUUGACGUCACUGAUGUUGAAUACGAUGUGUUUUUAUAUGUUGGAAAAACACCAGUUUGUUUAAUACAGUUCUGCCUCCAAUUAAAGACAACUUUUGGGACCCGGGAUUUCCAUGGUCUUCAGUAGAUUUCUAAUUAGAAUAAUAAAGAUACAUUUGUGACCACAGAAAAGUGCUCUUUAGUAUAAUGAUUGUGUAAAAUCAUUAUACACUGCUGAUCAUAGAUGUUCGAUUUAGGUGUGUAUGACAUAACUGAUUAUUAAUAAGAUGGCACCUUUGAUGAUUUCAUUUGAUGAACCCUUAUAUUUCUUGUUCACCUGGUGAUUAAAAUAUACAUUGUAAUGUUUA
Molecule: messenger RNA, 5014 nt
Organism: Anneissia japonica
Lineage: Eukaryota; Metazoa; Echinodermata; Crinoidea; Comatulida; Comatulidae
Product: exportin-5-like
Exons: 29
Coding region: 89-3643 (1184 amino acids)
Biological process (GO): RNA export from nucleus; protein export from nucleus
Cellular component (GO): cytoplasm; nucleus; RNA nuclear export complex
Molecular function (GO): RNA binding; nuclear export signal receptor activity
Source: RefSeq, a predicted model, not a curated record